CAGACACCAGGAAAUCAGCUGAAAGGUUCGUAACUCCGCUCGUACAUUUUUCCACAUAGCGGACACCUGAUAUCAGGAGCAGAGGAGUCCCAUCUCCGCGCGGACGUAAACACUGUAUCCUCGUGCCUUCGUCUAAAUGGACGGCUGCUGUCACACAGAGGGGACAAAUUCAGGACAUCUUUCCUAAAAGCGAAGAAUGUGAAGAAGAAAAGAUGUGCUCCAUGGACAGCAACACGGAGCUGCACCCAGCGUCGUCAGACCCGGCGCUUCUGCUGGAGCUGAAGACCAGGCGCCCUCCGUCCCUGCUGGACCGGGCAGGAUGCGAGACCUGGAGCGUGGACUUCUCCCCGGACGGAGCUUGGUUCGCCUGGUCGAUGGGACAUGGGAUCGUCUGGGUGGUCGCUUGGCCUCUCGACUCCGAAGAGGCUCAGGAUGGCGAGACUGACCGAGCAGACAAGAGCUUCAGUUGUGGUCACCCGGUGUGGGGCCUCGCCUUCGGACCCAGACCUCCCAAAUCGACCGCAUCGGCACGUCCAGCUAAAAAAGCACCAAAAGGGAAAAACAGUCUGCUUCUGGCCACAGGUUUAGAGAACGGGGUGAUAAAGAUCUGGAAUGUGUUAACAGGGAAUGCUGUAUUUGAUCUCCAUGGCCACGAAGGUGUUGUGAGGGACCUGGUUUUCCCCCAGAAUGGGACGCUCAUGCUCAUAUCAUCCUCUCGGGACAAGACGUUGAGGAUUUGGGAUCUUGCUCACAAAGGUAAAAAGGUGCAGGUGCUUUCCGGCCAUAAAGACUGGAUCAACUGCUGCAGCGUGUCAUCUGACUGCAGCAUGAUUGCAUCUGUUGGCAGAUUUGACAGAAUGGUGUGCCUGUGGAGUCUCCGCUCAUAUACGUUCAUCAGGAACCUGACAGGAGGGACACAAAAGACCCUGUGCCUCCUGUCCUCCUGUGACUUCUCUCCAGACGGGGCUAUACUCGCCACCGCAGCCUUCAGUGGCUCCAGCUGGUGGAUCGACCUCUGGGACCCGUACACGGCAGAGAAACUGGCCACUCUGGCAGACUACUUUGAUGAUUACGGGCAAAACCAAAUCUCAGCAAUACAGUUCUCUCCCAACGGUCUCCAUCUAGCAAUAGUGACUGAUGACAGAGCUCUUCGCAUCUGGAAGCCUGGAGACAGACGAAUGACGAUGCAGACAAAAAGAGACAGAGACUCUAAUGGGCUGUGCUGCAACUAUCAUCCACAAGGGGGUGUUGUUGCCACUGGAACCAGAGACGGCCAUGUGAGGUUCUGGAUCGCACCCAGGGCGGUGCCCAGCUUGUGCCACCUGUGCCGCUCUAUCCUGCGCCACUCAAUCUCCACACACCAGAUUGAAGCGCUGCCCCUCCCCAAGAGGAUCCUUGAGUACCUCACCUACAAAAACAUCCCUGAAUGCCUCAAGACCUGCUGCUCCUCAGAUGAAGAGGACUUGGAGAGUUAAAAGGGAACACAAAUAAAAAAAAAAAGAAAUAUUUCCUGACAAACACUAGUGAUUGAAAUGGCCUUUUUGUUUUUUAAUAGAUACUUCAAAA
Molecule: messenger RNA, 1566 nt
Organism: Melanotaenia boesemani (Boeseman's rainbowfish)
Lineage: Eukaryota; Metazoa; Chordata; Actinopteri; Atheriniformes; Melanotaeniidae
Gene: wsb2
Product: WD repeat and SOCS box containing 2
Exons: 9
Coding region: 213-1475 (420 amino acids)
Biological process (GO): intracellular signal transduction
Molecular function (GO): protein binding
Source: RefSeq, a predicted model, not a curated record